Protopolystoma xenopodis is the source of this 376-nucleotide messenger RNA. Lineage: Eukaryota; Metazoa; Platyhelminthes; Monogenea; Polystomatidea; Polystomatidae. The record is from the annotation of a GenBank genome assembly.
GCCCUCAUGGCAGAUCUCCUUCUUCCUGGCACCCGCCAUCUUAAGUGGUGCUGCUUUCGCCGUUCUUGCGGUCUGCCGUAGCUGCUGCUUCAGCCCGGGCUGCAAUACACGAAUGGUUGAGACACAGCUGCAUCGUGAAGUGCUCACUCGCGUGGCACAAUCAACUCGCAACAUCUCCAAACUGAGCCCGAAAGUCAUGACUUCUGAGGUCCGGGCGAGCAAUGAAAAUUCAAGGAGUGAUCAAAGUUUGGCUGACAACGAUGACGAGAAUGAUGAGGAAAACAGUAGGAAAGCUGAGCAGAACUCCAUGCUUGCAGGAGACAAUGAGCAGGCCAUGGAAAAUGGAGGCUAUCGGGAUUCACCCUCGACUGGUCUU